UAUUGCAUGCGAGUGAGCAGCGGAAAGAUAUCGGAGAAAUUGUUGUAGAAAAUGCGAACAAUUUUCAGAAAAUUUUAAUUUCUGAGCAAAUGGCAAAGUAACAACAGCACAAACAACAACAAAAAAUUAUAGAAUUGCAAAAUUUUAUCGAGCGAGCGUGAACUCGAUCUAUUUGGCAUGCACGUUGGGUCGGUCAGUCGUCAGCGAAGCGGUGUCGGCAACGAAAGUGUUUUGUUUUUAUGUUAAAAGAUUUGAAGAACUCAUGAAUGUAUACUGAAAUUGUUGGCUAAACGUACGAAAAUUAUAUUGAGAUCAAGCAACAAGUGUAUUGAGUAAGAGGUCCGCUUAAUUUUUAUGUUUGCUAAUUUGAUGCCUAAUUUUGUAAUCGCACAACGGCAGCGACACGGUUCACCACUCGCGCGCUUGCACUGCAACAAUUGAGACUUUUCCGGCACAACGCCAACGCCGACGCGCCCACGCAUAGCUCAAGCAAAUCAAAGCAAAAGUAAAAAAGCAAAAGCUUUAAAAAAAAAACAAAAUUAAAAUAAAAUAAGGCAGCACCAAAUGGCGAGCAAUAAUAUGAGCAGCACUGCGCCAAAUGGCAAUGGAGCCACGACGAGUAUCGCAACACACUUUAGCAACGAGCUGCUGCGCGUCAUCGUGAGCACACAUGGCGCCGACAACAUUAUCAUAUCGCCGCUCCAGCUGGAGGCACUACUCACUCUGCUCUAUCUCGGCAGCGAUGGCGGCACCGCUGAGGAGUUGCAGCGCGUGCUACAGCUGCAGCGUUUCGCCAGCAAUGCCAAAAUGGCCAAUCACUACGCGACGGAACUGCAGUUGAGCACGGACGCAGCGGCCGACACGCACAUGCAACUGUGCAGUGAGUUGUUGUUGCCCGCGGAUGUGGAAGUCAGCGAUGAAUUUCGUAAAAUCGCGCAGAAAUAUUUCCACACCACAGCAUUGCAGCGCGAUUUCGGCAGCCUUGUGAAAUUGUGCGCGCAAAUCGAUGAGGAUUUGGCCCAGGCGACCGCCGAUGGCUAUGCGUGGCGCAUCAGCGAUGCCUUAUUGUCCGCGCCUGAGGUGACGCCAUCAGCGGCCAUCGCAUUGGCAGCUGUGCAUUUCCAGAGCAAAUGGUUUCUGCCGUUUAGCGCCUAUCGCACGGGCCUCUACGACUUUCAGUUGAGCGCUGGCGAAGCGCCUGCAGCGAAUGGCGUGCAACAGCUGGCGCCACCUGCAGCCGUGGCGGUGCCGAUGCUCUUCGACGAUGAUAUGUUCGUGAAGUUCGCCGAGUUUCGUGAGUUGGAUGCGCGUGCCAUUGAAUUGCCUUACGAGCAUGACGACGAGUUGGCCAUGCUGGUGGUGUUGCCAAAUCAGCGCGAUGGCCUGGCGGCGUUGGAAAAGCAGUUAGAAGCGCUGGAUCUCAAUGCGUUGGCGGAACGCAUGCAGAUGGAGAGCGUACAGGUGCUUUUGCCGAAAUUUAAAAUCGAUUUUGAAUGCAGCCUGCGGCGCACUUUGGAACAGCUGGGCAUCACCACUAUUUUCUCGAAAGCGUCGAACUUUAAGAAUAUGUUGCGUGAAAACUCCACAGCUCCACUAAUUAUUUCGGAUGUUCUACACAAAGUCUGCAUAGAGGUCAAUGAGUCGGGCACGGAAGGUGCCAGCAAUGUUGCCUACAAACCGAUUGUGAUUAGCAAUUCGAUUGACUCGCGCAAGAAAUUCUUUCGUGCCGAUCACCCGUUCUACUUCGCCAUACGAAGUCGAGAAGCCACUUAUUUUGUCGGUCAUAUCACAAAGUUUUGAGCGAUGUGCAAUUCGCUAGUCCAAAGCAUAUUUCUAAUUUAAGUUUUAAGUAAUUAUACUUACGUGAAGUUUUUUUGUAUGUAAAUAUCUCCAAUAUGUACGAUGUGUUAACGCUUUAAAUAGUGUUUGUUGCUGUAGUAUGCUCAUAAAAUAAUACCGUUAAGUAAGCAAUGCCAGAGAUUAUAGCUAAGUGCGCUGAAUGUUAAAAUAACCUGGAAUUCUCAGUCCAUUAUGAAUAAAAAUAUGUUAAAUAAAACUGCAGUCCAAUUUUCA
Molecule: messenger RNA, 2073 nt
Organism: Zeugodacus cucurbitae (melon fly)
Lineage: Eukaryota; Metazoa; Arthropoda; Insecta; Diptera; Tephritidae
Product: serine protease inhibitor 42Dd
Exons: 4
Coding region: 565-1800 (411 amino acids)
Molecular function (GO): serine-type endopeptidase inhibitor activity
Source: RefSeq, a predicted model, not a curated record